UUUCUUUCCUCCCUUUCUAUUUCCCUAACUCAUUUUCUCACCUUUUUACUUCCUCCUGUCUUCCUUUCUUACCUGCUUGUACCACAUAUUAGCUGCUUUUUCUUGCUUCAUAAUUUUAUCAUCUCCUAUCCCCCAUCUUCCUUUCUUCUCUCCUUUAUUAUCUCCUUUUCUUGUUCCCUUUCCUUCCCAUCCUUUUCUCUCCCUUUUGUUUUUUCUUCACUCUCUACUUUCCCCAUUUCCCUCUUCAUCUAUUCACUACUUCCUUCACUCCACCCUUACUAUCUUCUCUGAAUCCCUGCCUCAUUUUCUCACUUCCUAACUUUUCCUGUCUUACAAUCCCAUUUCUGUUUCCCUUCUCUCCCUUUCUGGCUCCUUUUCUCCCUCCCUACUCCCUUCCUUUGCCCUCAACCUCUCCUUUCACCUUCUGUCUCUUUUUGUUCCCUCCUUUUCUAGCUACUUGUUUCCCUUCCUGACUCUUUCCCUCUUUUCUUAACUACGUGUUUUCUUGCCAUGUCUCCCUCCUACCUCGUCUUGACUUCCUCAUCUCCCCAUUCCUCUCGCUCAUUCCUUCCUUCCAUCCCUCCCUCCUGCUGUUGCCCUACUCUUCUUCAUCUACCAGCCUCCCUUAUCUCCUCCUCUCCUCUCUUUUCCUGUUUCCUCCUCUGUCUGACUUCUCCUCCCUCCCUCUCGCUCUCGUCUCUUCUCUCUCUUGUGUUUAUAUUGUCAGCUCCUGGACUCAGUGUGUGGUGCUCCUCCUCCUCCUCUCUUAAUCUAACUCAUUCUCAGCCCUCCCCAACCUCUCUCUCUCUCUCUCUCUCUUACACCCUGUCUCACUCACUCACUUGCUACUUUAACUCCUAGUCCUCUCAUUCAGCUCAGUGUUGCGAUGAAUUUUGAGUCUCUGAAGUCUGGAUAUCAAGGCUGAGAAAUCUGCAGGGAUCGAUUGCAGGGGGAUUUUAAUUGAGUGGGGACCACACGUGGGCGACCAUGUUGGGUCAGAGUGUGCGGUUGCAGCCGGUGCCCAUCCAGAGCCUGUCAGAGCUGGAGCGAGCCAGGUUACAGGAAGUCGCCCUGUACCACCUGGAGGAGCGGGACCUGGACUUUAAGAUCAGCAUCCCAAGAGAAAUACACAAACGGAGAAAAUCUCUGCGCAGGAAGUUUGACUCUUUUUCGAAGGAAAAGAAAGAGCGAGAAUCGGCUCCCAAGGCAUUCGGCAUCCCCCUCUCCCAGGUCAUCGCCAACGACCGGGCCUACAAGCGGCAGCAGGAUGCCCUGAAGGAGAGCAGGCGUGACUGUCUGGACCUGGAGGCCAGCAUCCUGCGCUUCCGGGCCGAGAAGCGGCAGUUCUUCAAUGGAAGCAAGCCGCUGGUCAGCUCCUCGUCGAUCACAGGGGGAGGUCCCGGAUCGCCCUCUGCCAACUCGGUGGCGCCAGCGCCGAUUUUUGAAAACCAGAACAAACCGCUGUCACCCACGUUUCUGGAUAACACCGGCCGAGGGCAGAGGAGGGGAGGUUUGUCGGUGGACUCCAUCUCCGACCUUGUGGAGAGUCAGUCUCGUCUGCUGGAGGCGCUGCAGCUCUCCCACCCGGCCGAGCUGGGGAUGAAGAAGUCCCCGGGCGGCAGCUCGUCGGAGGGGAGGACGCAGACCAAGCUCAGCCUCAACCCCAUCUACAGACAGGUGCCCCGAGUGCUGGAGAGAUGCUGCAGUCACAUCGAAACCCAUGGUCUUCAGACUGUGGGAAUUUUCCGAGUUGGAAGCUCUAAGAAGAGAGUGAGACAGCUGCGGGAGGACUUCGACAUGGGCGUGGACGUCCAGCUGGACGAGGAGCACAGCGUCCACGACGUAGCGGCGUUGCUUAAAGAGUUUCUGAGGGAUAUUCCUGAUCCUCUGCUGCCCAGAGAGCUCUACCCCGCCUUCCUGCACGCCAAUCUGUUGAGAGGAGCAGACCAGCUUCAGUACCUGCAGCACCUCCUCUACCUGCUCCCUCCCUGCAACUGUGACACCCUGCUGCGCCUCCUCACCUUGUUACACACCGUGCAGAGCUUCGCCCAGGACAGCAUAGGAACCAACGACGAGGAGAUCCCUGGAAACAAGAUGACGGCCGCUAACCUGGCGGUGAUCUUCGGGCCGAACCUGCUGCAGAAGGAGAGAGGAGGAGACGUGAGUCCUCACUCGAUGGGCAUCGAGGACAGCACGGCGAUCAUCAGCGUCACUCUGGUGCUCAUACAGAACUACAGGAGGCUCUUCACGGUAUCUGCUGAGGUCCAGCAGGAGGUCCUGAUGAGUCUGAUCCAGACUGACCCAGACAUCAUUGACUAUCUGCUGCGUAGGAAACUGAGCAGCAGCAACCUGACGGUGGAAAGCAACAGCGAGUCGGGGGGUCGUCGGGACACAGGGGCGUCUCUGGACUCCGUGGGGGCCUCCAGCGGCAGUCUGUCCCCGCUAGAGCCCCCCUCGCCUCUCUUCCCGCCCGAUGGCAGCGGCGGCGAGGGCAGCCUGACCAGCGAGGUCUUCCUCAACGUGCUCAAACUGAACCAGAACAGGAAGCGGCAGGAGACGAGAUAUGGUGACGUCCCUCCAGGUAAAUCCAUCUGCCACAUGCGUCAGUUCCACUCCCACCACAACCUGCUCAGCCUGUCCCAGUCCUCCUCCACCUCCACCUCCACCUCCAGGCUCCACAGUCAGGACUCCGACCCCCAGGACCGCAGGGGCCCGCUGGGUUCUCUGAGCUUCUCCCUGGGGGGUGGUGGCGGCGGCGGCGGCGGCAGCGGCGGGAGUUGCUCCAGUCUGAGCGGGUCGACUGAGAGCAGCAUCUGGGUGAGACAGACGCCGCAGGAGGAGAGCAAACCGUCGUCCGCUGCCAACUUCUGGGACUUCUUCACUGGGAAAGGGUCGGGCUCAGAGACGAUGGUAUGAUGAAGGGCGAGAAGAGGAGGAACACGAAGGGAAAGAGUGUGUUUGAACGUGCAUAAAUACCCCCCCCCAAAAAAAAAAAAAAAAAAAUUGGUCAACUUUCCUGUUACAUUUACAAAGCAAAAGUUAUAUAUAUAUAUAUAUAUAAAGUUAUAUAAUAAUGUCAGACAACUCUGUUUCUAAAAAUCAUAGAUCCAAAAUUUCCUACUUGACUUGCUGACUUUAAAAGGAGCAUCCUGUUGCAAAUUUUUCCUCCAUUGGAAUUUGGAAUUUCCUGCUUUUCUGGCACCUCUUGAACGCAGCAUGUGUAUGAAUGUGACGUUGGGACAGAGAAAGCAUGAAGAGAACCAAUAAAUGAAGAAGGAAACGUUUUUUUUUUAAAGACAGUUUGGAUUUUUUGAAGAUGAAAACAUGGAGAAGAAAAGUCUCUGAGUUUAUCUGGAAAUGGAUGCAGUAAUUAUUGCAGUGUAUAUAAUGUCUACAUGAUGUAUUCAUAUUUACAUUCAUAAAACUUCUCUUUACUACCUAGCAGCAUGAGCUCUACUAACCUUUUAUCCGUAAUGAUACCAGACUCCCUUUGGUUUUUGUUGUUUGUCUGUAACUGUCAACGCGCUACAUUUACUAUUAAUCAAAACUACAAUUCAACCUUCAGCUAUCUUCAACACCUGACAACUAUGAAGACCCAAAGUGUUCAAUAGCAUGAAUAACUACAGAUAAACUAUGGACCACAGCCAUUAAAUUGUGAGAUAGUGCGAUGAAAUUUUGAGUUUUGAGAUGAAGUUUUUCCAAAGUCUGUUCAUAUAGACUGCCAGUCUCUUAAUGAAAGGCUUUAUUAUGAGAAUUCAUGGUAUUUUUUGUCUUUACUUAUUCAUAUGUCUUCUUUCUUUGAUACUGGACACUUUGGGUCUCCAUACAUAACAUCUCUGCAGAUGGUAUGGACAUUUUUGUGUGUGUUUUUCAGACAUCUGGGUCAGAGGUUCCCAUCCCAACUAAUCCUUUUUAAGUGGUCCCAGCCUGGGAACCACUGGUCUAGGUUACCUAAAAUCUGUGUCAAAAGCACUUUAGCGGCUAUAUUUCAUUGUGCAGCAGUGAUUAAAAUGCUCUUGAAACAAAGAUUAUAUGUCACCUAACAAUCUUUUCAGCCAAGUUAUGCCUGUUUUUAACCAUUUACAGGAACUGUGGAAGCAUUAAUGUCUGUUUUAAAAGGUAUCGCAGCAGGUGUUCUUUGCUGAGUUGCACAAAACUCCAGGCCCUGGAUCAGAUGUAUGAAAGUACGCAGACUUCUUUUCUUCAGAAGAAUCUUGUAAAGCUUAUUCUGGAACUUUUUGUGUAAGCUCCAGUCCAGCAGCAGUUAUAAAUCAAUAUUCUUUCAGAUAAGACUACAGGAAUGUCAGAGGAACUCAGUUUUAAGGAGCGUUACCCUCCUUUAACCACAAGAGGGAGACAUUCACCGCAUCAGCUCACUCUGCAAUCGUCUAUAGACUCCUCAGUCAAAUAUAUAGAAACUGUACAGAUGUUUGCCUCUUUGUUGUAGGAAUUCAUGAUAUUUCCUGUUGUUGUACAGAGAUUUUCCUACAUCCUAACAUUGUAUUUCUUCAACACAAACACAGAAGUUGUACAGAGUCUGUUCCUUCACCUCGGCAGGUGAAUGUAUCACCUUUUCUUUUGGAUUCCUUGUAGAGAGAGCAACAUACGUUUUGUCUUUUUCUCAGUGACACUUUUUUCUAUAUCACUGUAAAAAUCCAUCGAGGUGUGUUAAGACCUAAACCGGAGAAUGUACCACCUACCUGCAGAGAAUUAAAUGUCAAACUCCCAA
This is a messenger RNA of Lates calcarifer (barramundi perch), 4729 nucleotides long. RefSeq names its product Rho GTPase activating protein 36 (gene arhgap36). Lineage: Eukaryota; Metazoa; Chordata; Actinopteri; Centropomidae. The record is from RefSeq and is a predicted model, not a curated record. The coding region runs from base 988 to 2916 and encodes 642 amino acids. Gene Ontology annotation, biological process: signal transduction. The transcript has 12 exons.